Messenger RNA from Thunnus maccoyii (southern bluefin tuna), 2278 nucleotides. It is a transcript of the gene tuft1b, whose product is annotated as tuftelin 1b. The record is from RefSeq and is a predicted model, not a curated record. NCBI's taxonomy places the organism in Eukaryota, Metazoa, Chordata, Actinopteri, Scombriformes, Scombridae. Gene Ontology annotation, cellular component: intracellular anatomical structure. The transcript is spliced from 13 exons. Bases 311 to 1576 code for a protein of 421 amino acids. Gene Ontology annotation, biological process: intracellular signal transduction.
UGUGUCAAACUUCAUGUCACUAAAUUUGCAAGCCAUAUGCCACCAAAGAUAAAUCAGUUCAGCUAUAGGCCUAACUAGAAAAUAAGUAAGAGUAAGUGGGAACAGAGUCACCUGACCUGAUGUGACAGGACUGUUAUCAAACAGGACUAUAUCCUAUUUACAGGUCUGACAGAGAAUUAGCUGCAGUGCAGAGGAAAUAGAUCACAGGUGCUGUACUGUAGGUUCACAGUGCUGCAGUGUUACUAACGGAGAAAUUACUGGAAAAUGAACGAUAUUCAUUGAAAUCAGGACAGAUGAAGAGCAAGUGCACAUGGGAUCAUUCUGGAAGAGGAUCAGGCAGGUUACUGAGGACAAAAUGCCGUGGCUCAGCAGCUCUCACACCAAAUGUCUGCCGGAUGGAGGAGUCAUCAGCUUCUCUGAGAUGAGUGGUGGCGUGACGCGGACGCUGAAAAAUGGAGAGGAGGAAAACAACAGAAGUAACGAGAGAUGCAGGUGGCUUAGACUCACUCGACAAGAUCAGGAUCAGUCGGGAACCUCGGAGCGACACAGCAGCAAGGAGAGCAGCAUAGCAGUAGUGCUGCCACAGAAACCAGAAAAGCAGGAAGAAACACCUGAACUCAUCACUCCCACAGACGAAAAAGUUGAAGUCAUCAAGGUUUACCUUGAAAACCGUCCAGAGCCAGAGGAGAGUGUAAGAAUGCUAACAGACGAGAUGUCGCAGAUCCAGGAGGUGAGGUACUGUCUGAAGUCUCUGAGAGAGCAGAUGGCCGCCAGACAGAGCAGCAAUAACAACAAGUAUCCAGUCAACGGCUACAGAGUCAAUCGGUCCAGCAGCCGACCAGAUGUCACCAAUGGCAACACUGUUUUCAUUGAGUCAGACGUUCAUGUCGGGGAUAAUCAGGAGGAGAGUGUGAGGCUCAGGGAGGCGACCAAGCGUCUCUAUGCGCAGCUGAAGGAGAUGGAGAAGAGGCAUCAGGAGGAGCAGGAGAGACUACAGGUGGAAUCCAACGAGUACCAUGUCCGUCUUGCUGAGCAGUCAGAGCGGCUGAAGAAGGCAGAGAAGCAGUCCGAGGAGAGAGGUCAGAAGGUGGAGGAGCUGCAGCGCCUGCUGGGAAGCAUGGAGAUCGAGAGCAGCAUCCUCAAAGACAAGAUGGCGUCAGGGGAGGCAGAGCUCCUGCAACUUAAAGCAGGCAGGCAGGAAGAGGGGAAGGAGCAGAGGUGUGCAGAGCUGGAGAAGGAUUUGGCCAUCCAAAAGGAAAAGAUUCAUCACCUUGACGACAUGUUAAAGAGUCAGCAGAGAAAAGUCCGCCACAUGAUCGAGCAGCUGCAGAACUCCCGGACAGUCAUCCAAGAGAGAGAUCGAGUCAUCAGGGAUCUGGAGGAGAAGGUGGCUUUCCUGGAAGCUGAGAACAGAGAAAUGCAUGACCACAUGGAGUACUUCCUGGGUGGCCAGGACUCUCUGGACCUGACACCCAGCGAGAACAAGCAAGAGGUCGUCUAUAGUAAACCACUCACACCUACGACACCGACCAACAAGGCCCUCCCGUUCAUCAAAGUCAUCGAGAUCAAGUCCUGAACGGAGUGAAAACCAAAGGAAUGACAAGAAGUUAAAAAAAACUGUGUAAAUAUAUAUUUAACCACCUACCAGUGUGUAAAACGUAGGUCUGCAGUGGUUUAACAGACCUCAUGGUGACAAAGCACAUAGGUCUUUAAUUAGCACCUUUUAGUAACUUUCAGGCUGUUCUGCAUCCUUUCUCUGGCUUUCUCACCAAACAGACUCUAAACAAGGAAAGUAAGAGGGAAUUCAAACUGGGAUCCGACGGUAGAAGGAAUCCUAAAAAGGGAACCAGGAGGGAGAUGUGCAAUGCAAAGAAUUUUACUCCACUUCUUAGACGAUAAACAUAGACACAAAUCUGUACAGUGUGUACUUUGUCAGCAAGUCUUCAAGAUGCAGCGGCAGGAGCAAGACUUGUGUAAAAUUCCCUGUGUUGUAAAGUUUUCCACCUUGGACUUCUUCAAAAUCUGAAAUGAGCUGCGUCAACAGGUCAAUGUAAAAGGUAGGUCGAAAUUAAAAACUGUUCUGUAAAUAUUGUAAAAGUCUCACUUGGACAAAUGUACAAAUAGUCAUUUUGUGUUGAUCGUCUCAGCACUUCUUCAUACACACCCUACUCGACCAGAAUCCUAAGCAUCAGGGGUCAGGGGUCAAAUUCCUCAGUGCUUUGCACCACAUUGCCAUCGGCAAGCAUGCCGUUGGCAAUGUCAAUGCUGCAAAUAUGAU